This is a messenger RNA of Eubalaena glacialis (North Atlantic right whale), 1540 nucleotides long. It is a transcript of the gene TRIM14, whose product is annotated as tripartite motif containing 14. Gene Ontology annotation, biological process: innate immune response. Lineage: Eukaryota; Metazoa; Chordata; Mammalia; Artiodactyla; Balaenidae. The record is from RefSeq and is a predicted model, not a curated record. Gene Ontology annotation, molecular function: zinc ion binding; protein binding.
UCGACUUCCCUGCCGGCCCCUCUCUGCGCGGCGGCCCCAAAACUUGGGGGUGAAUGGCGGGCGCGCCGCCAAGUGGGACUCCUGGGGAGCUGGGCCCAGCGGAGCCCGAAGACGCGCGCGGCUGGCGCAGUCGGGAGCACGGCGACCGCGUGGCUGAGCUCUUCUGUCGCCGCUGCCGCCGCUGCGUGUGCGCGCUUUGCCGGGUGCCGGGCUCGCACCGCGGCCACCCGGUUGGUCUGGCUCUGGAGGAGGCGGCGCGCGUGCAGAAACUCACCCAAGAAUGUUUAAAGAAUUUGACAACCAAGAAGCAGCAGCAAGUUGGCAACCUAACCCAACAAGAUGCUGCUGAGAAGCUCAAGGCUCGUGCAGAGUCAAGUAAAACCUGGCUGACAAGGAAAUUUACUGAACUCAGAUUACUACUUGAUGAAGAGGAAGCUCACCAAAAAUUCAUUGAGAAAAACACACAGCUUGCCCUGCAGGCGUACAGGGAGCAAAUCGAGUCUUGUGGGGAGCAAAUCGAUGUCAUGAACAAUCUCUCCAACAGGGUCUGGAGUAUCAGCCAGGAACCCAGUCCUGUACAGCUGCUGCAGGCGUACACGGCCGCUGAGCAGCAGAUGCAGCAGCAGAUGAGCCUGGGGGAGUCGUGCCACCCCGUGUCCCACUCCUUUGAGCCCGUCAAGAGCUUCUUUAAGGGCCUUGUGGAAGCCAUGCAGAGCCCGCUACAGACGCCACUGGACGUCCGCCUUAAGGCGAACGAGAACUGCCAGCUCUCGGGCUCCUCCGGCGCCCAGCCGGGUUCCCUGUUGAAAACAAGCCCCUCACCAGAGCGAUCACUCUUAAAACACGCACGCACGCCCACGCUGGAGCCAGACGCGCUACACGCGCGCCUGCGCCGCUCGGCAGACCGCUCGAAGGUGCAUUGCGGCCGCCUCGGCAGCCUGGGGCUCAAGUCCGCGCUGCAUUUCGACAUGCUGUGGCAGGUGCUGGGCCGCGACUGCUUCGACGCCGGCAGCCACUACUGGGAAGUGGACGUGCAGGAGGCUGGCGUCGGCUGGUGGGUGGGCGCGGCCUACGGCUCCCUGCGGCGCCGCGGGGCCUCGGCCGUCGCCCGCUUGGGCUGCAACCGCCAGUCCUGGUGCCUCGAACUAUAUGACCUCGAGUACGGGGCCUUCCACGACGGCCAGCGCAGUCGUCUGCGGCCCCGCGACGACCCCGACCGGCUCGGGGUCUUCCUGGACUAAGAGGUCGGCGUCUUCACCUUUUACGACGUGACGGGCGGCAUGACCCACCUGCACACCUUCCGUGCCGCCUUCCAGGAGCUGCUCUACCCGGCCCUGCGGCUCUGGGAAGGGGCCAUCAGCAUCUCCCGACUGCCCUAGGGGCCGACACCUGAGUGGCCGCCCUAGGCUCUCCGCGGCUCUGGUCUCACCCGAUCCAGACGUGGCUGGUCUACUGCCGCCUCUGUAAGCAUUCCCAUCCUCUCCCCUACCAGUCAUGCCCUGUGCUUUGAACAGUUACUCUCCUAGGUAGGCUAGUUUCA